GCAGUCCCGCCCACAACUCAGAAGUGAAUUUCUGAUGAACUCCUGCCGCUCUGCAGAAACGACGUCCCAGAAAAUGUCUUUCCCAUUUUGGCUGAUCGGAAUUAAGAGCCAGUGAGAACGCUCUGAAACCAGAUUCAGCUCCGUCUCUAAAACCCUUUUAGGCGUUUGGUGGUCUGUGUCGAAUAACUUCAACUUCUUUGUCAGUUUGAUCGACUUUAUAUUCUCUUUAUUGGCGUUCUUUUUUCUUCAGCUGAAACAAACAGGAGACCUUCCUCUGGAGGGUAUCCUGGUUCCUGCAGAACCCCCCCAGAUGGAGGUUUUGGACUUGUGGACCUGGUUCCUGCAGAACCCCCCCAGAUGGAGGUUUUGGACUUGUGGACCUGGUUCCUGCAGAACCCCCCCAGAUGGAGGUUUUGGACUUGUGGACCUGGUUCCUGCAGAACCCCCCCGGAUGGAGGUUUUGGACUUGUGGACCUGGUUCCUGCAGAACCCCCCCAAAUGGAGGUUUUGGACUUGUGGACCUGGUUCCUGCAGAACCCCCCCGGAUGGAGGUUUUGGACUUGUGGACCUGGUUCCUGCAGAACCCCCCCAGAUGGAGGUUUUGGACUUGUGGACCUGGUUCCUGCAGAACCCCCCCAGAUGGAGGUUUUGGACUUGUGGACCUGGUUCCUGCAGAACCCCCCCAGAUGGAGGUUUUGGACUUGUGGACCUGGUUCCAGCAGAACCCCCCCAGAUGGAGGUUUUGGACUUGUGGACCUGGUUCCAGCAGAACCCCCCCAGAUGGAGUUCUUGAACGUGUGAAGUCCCCCUCUUCCUGAGACACUCACACAUUCCUGACGGCACAAGGCAUGACUUGUUAUGGAGGCUGUUCGCGGCGCCGUGUUAAGGUGAAUCAGGCGCACACGCUGGGCCGUGCACGGAGAGGCCCAGCGCUGAUUUACUCAGGCGGGGGGAGAAAAGGGAGAGUCUCCCCUGAGUGCAUCAGGAGAGCCUGCAGCCUUUGUGAUUCCUUUUGAUCAAAUCUCUGUGAAAGAUGAGUGUCAUGCCCUCUUCCAGCCAGCUGUGAGGGGACUGCCCUGUGACUCCGGGGGCGUGCACGUGUGCGUGCAUGCGUGUGUGUUUGGGAGGCGACUCCUGAGGUGAGAAAGCCGAGUGGGAGGAUCUCAUUCCGAUCCCCGGUGCCCAGUUUCAGUCUGUGCCUCGCAGUGGAGGAGCAUCGCAGCAGCAGCAGCAGCAGCAGCAGACAAAAGCCGAGCCUCACGCCGUUCUGCCGGACUCAUGGCUCUUUAGCGGACGGGGGGAGUUGGACAGAGUUGCUUUGUGGGACCUGCAGAGAAUGGCCAACUCCACAGCAUCACUGCAAACGUCCGAGUAGAUGACAAUGGCUGAGGUGAUCUGCUGCACGUUGGGGAGCUGCAACUGCGAUGGCUUCAAACCUGGGAAGCUGAAGAGGAGGCAGUGUGAGAACUGCAAGCAUGGCUGGGUGGCUCAUGCUCUGAGCAAACUGAAGGUGCACCACCUGUACCAGAGCAGCCAGGUGGAGAUCGUGCACUCCAACGUGGUGUUCGACAUCUGCAGCCUGAUGCUGUACGGCACGCAGGCCAUCCCCAUCCGCCUGAAGAUCCUGCUGGACCGCCUGUUCUCCGUGCUGAAGCAGGAGGAGGUGAUCCAGAUCCUGAACGCCCUGGACUGGAGCCUGCAGGACUACAUCCGGGGAUACGUGCUCCAGGAUGCGGCGGGGAAGGUGCUGGACCGCUGGGCCAUCAUGACCUUCGAGGAGGAAAUCGCCACGCUGCAGCAGUUCCUCCGCUUUGGCGAAACCAAAUCCAUAGUGGAGCUCAUGGCUCUGCAGGACAAAGAGGGCCAGGCCGUGCUGGUUCCCAGCACCCGCACCAACUCGGACAUCCGCACUUUCAUCGAGCGCAACACGCCCCGCACGUCCGCUAACCUCUCCACGUCCAAGCUGGAGAAGACCGGCAGCAACAGCAUGCACCACUUUGAGAACUUCCUCAACAGCAUGGCCUUCAUGCUUCCAUUUCAGAUGUUGGGCUCGGUGCAGGCGCCGUUUCUGGGGGCGCAGGCUGGGACGGUGCAACAGCAUUACCAGCAGACCCGAGACAUUUCCAUGGAGAGUCAGAGAAGAGCUGACCAGGAUCUGAGAAGAGACGCCCCUCUUCCUCUUUCCCUUUCCUCAGAGAACAGCAGGCUGGGCUCCAACUCCAUCUCCUUCUCUGCUGACGUGGACCAAAGUGGCGAGACGCUGACUGAAGGCAUCUCCCCGCCCACAAAGAUUGAGAGCGAGGACUUCUCUGCCAGCGACAACUACUCAGAUGGACCUUCCACUCCAUGCACGCCAUCCAUGAGCUCUGAUGUUAUGCAGAUGUCACCUGAGGUCAAACUGCGCUCUUUGGACAGGAACGGGGGCGGAGGAGGUGGGGCCUCGUCAGGGGGAGGCUCUCUGAAAAAGGGGCGUGUGUUCUGCAAUGCUUGUGAGAAAACCUUUUAUGACAAAGGCACACUGAAAAUCCACUACAAUGCUGUCCACCUGAAGAUUAAGCACAAGUGCACCAUUGAGGGCUGCAAUAUGGUUUUCAGCUCGCUGCGCAGCCGCAACCGCCACAGUGCCAACCCCAACCCUCGCCUCCACAUGCCUAUGAACCGAAACAAUCGAGACAAAGACCUGCGGGGCAGCUUGUCCGCUGAUGAGAGCUCUCAAGGAGAGAAGAGGCCCGAGUACAACAGCUCCUUCUCCAUCUGCUCCUCAGAAAGCCAUAAGUCAGCACCCAGCUACAUGGUGAGCAAUGCAGACCCUGGCCCCAAGCUCCACAGCAGCACCUUCCCCAGCGUGGGCCAGAGUGGAAUCCUCUUCCCCAACUUGAAAACUGUACAACCGGUCUUACCUUUCUACCGAAGCCUUGUGACACCAGCAGAACUCGCCAACACCCCAGGAACCUUACCAUCACUCCCUCUGUUGUCCUCCUCUGUACCAGUCAAACCAGCCUGUCUGGCAGACCCCAUACCAAAGAAGAAGUCUCGGAAGUCCAGCAUGCCAAUCAAAAUCGAGAAGGAGACCAUAGAACAAGAUGAGCAGAUGGACAAGGAGAGCAGCUCUGAAGAUGAGCUCCCUUCACAGGGCGAGGUCAAGCGUAGACCGAUAGAGGAACACAUGAGCACAGAACAAUCAGGAGAGGAAAAGCAAAUGGCAAAAUGCACGCUGGACCAAACUUUAGACAGGGACACAACUGAUAAAGAAGAUAAUGAGGAGAGGCAUGCUGAAACAAACCACUCCUUAUCCCCCACCUUUGAAAACAGGCUGAUAGAAAAUCACUGUGACAACUUUCUUUCUCAAGAAUCCAAUGGUGGUGAAGAAAGAACAAGCAAGGAGAACGCAAAAUCUCCGUGUGGACCCGAAAAAAUCCCUGACCUCAAAGGUGAUGAAGAAGAUUACAGGUUGACUAACAGGGUUGGUCUCCAGUCCAUAGAACGUGGGGGGCUCGAUAAAUGUGACCACAGUGAUACGAGUAUGACCCACCGUGACCCCCCGGCUGACUUGACCCUGCCACCCCACUGUGAAAUCUGCAACAAGAACUUUAAAGACCAGUUCAGCAUGAAGAUGCACUACCAGAACGCCCACCUCAAGGACAUGCACAAGUGCACAGUCGACGGGUGCAAUGCUACCUUCCCCUCACGCAGAAGUAGAGACAGACACAGCACAAAUCUGAACCUCCACCACAAGCUGCUGACCAAAGACUCCCUGAAUCCAGCCAGCUCCCUCUACUUAUCUUCAUCCUUUUGUAGAAACAGAGAGUCCAUUGAUCUAGAACAGCGAGACAGAGAUCUACCCCGGGACCCCUCCUGUCAAACGUCUGUCAUCUUUAGGGGGCACAACCGCAUGGGUCUAGUGUUCCCAAUGAGCAAGACGCCUGCUGCACAAAGCACUGAGUCGUCUCCUAAAGGAGAGAUGGAGGAACUGGGGAGAGGAGAAAGGAACACAAGUGCUGAUGAUGGAGCAGUCCUGGAUCUGAGCACCUCUGCUGCUGCUCCACCUUGUGUGAGCAGCAGUGCUCAGCUGUCCUGGGAUUCGGAUGGAGUCGGUAGUGAGGAGGGAGAAGGACCUGAAGAGGAUGAAGAGGUCAUCCCCAUGGAGGACAGUGAUGAAAGCUGCGAUGGAAACAAUGAGGUGAGGCUCGACGACGAUGAACUGACACUUAGUGGAGAGAGGAGCCUUGGUUGUGGUGGGGGAGGGCAAAGUGGAUUUCAGGGAGGUGUGACAGGAUCUCCAAUUACGUGCCAUGUUUGUCAAAAAGUCUACAGCAACAAGGGCACUUUCAGGGCCCAUUACAAGACUGUCCAUCUUCGACUUCUCCACAAAUGUAAAGUCCCAGGUUGCGAAACAUCGUUCUCCUCUGUAAGGAGCAGGAACCGGCACAGCCAAAACCCCAACCUCCACAGGAACCUCUCUAUGAGCUCAGGUCCAACUGUAGGUCAGGAGUGACAAGCUCAGAUCUCUGCGCA
Molecule: messenger RNA, 4515 nt
Organism: Oryzias latipes (Japanese medaka)
Lineage: Eukaryota; Metazoa; Chordata; Actinopteri; Beloniformes; Adrianichthyidae
Gene: bnc1
Product: basonuclin zinc finger protein 1
Biological process (GO): regulation of transcription by RNA polymerase I
Cellular component (GO): nucleus
Source: RefSeq, a predicted model, not a curated record